AUGUCUGAGCUACAGCCUCUUAUUGUCUACGGAUGCGGUCACACCCCCAACCCUUGGAAGGUUGUCAUCAUCAUUGAAGAACUUGGCCUCCCGUAUGUGGUCGAGCAAGUCAACAUCGCAACCAUCAAAGAGGAACCGUACAUCUCGCUGAAUCCCAACGGCCGUCUCCCUGCCUUUAAGGACCCCAACAACAAUGAUAUUGUGCUCUUCGAGUCCGGAGCCAUUAUCGACUACAUAAUCGAAGUCUACGACAAAAAGGCCCUGCUUCACUAUGCCUCCGGGCCCGAGAAGCACAUCACCCGCUGCUGGGAGCACUUUCAGAUGAGCGGACAGGGCCCGUACUUUGGCCAGAAGAUCUGGUUCGAGAAGUUCCAUCCCCAGCGACUGCCGACCGCGAUUGAGCGCUAUCUCAACGAGAUGAAGCGUGUUAUCGGUGUGAUUGAUAGCCACCUUGCCAAGAAGGGCACUGACUACUUGGUGGGGGACAGGGUGACAUAUGCGGACCUCAUGUUCCUUCCUUACUUUACUGCUCUGCCAGCUCUAGUUCCAGAGCUGGAUGUCACCAACUAUCCGCAGUAUAACGCCUGGCUGGAGAGGCUGGUCACUCGCCCAAUCACGUCGAAGGUGUUGGCGAGGUUGGCGGACGCCGCUGCCAAGGGGACCAUUCCCGCGAUUAAGCAGGUGGCAGUUGUUGAGGUCUAG
Clonostachys byssicola is the source of this 702-nucleotide messenger RNA. NCBI's taxonomy places the organism in Eukaryota, Fungi, Ascomycota, Sordariomycetes, Hypocreales, Bionectriaceae. The record is from the annotation of a GenBank genome assembly.